Molecule: messenger RNA, 981 nt
Organism: Funneliformis geosporum
Lineage: Eukaryota; Fungi; Glomeromycota; Glomeromycetes; Glomerales; Glomeraceae
Source: the annotation of a GenBank genome assembly
AUGGAUAAAGUUAUUGAAAUACCAACACUUCCGAAAGUAUCACCGACUAGUACAUUUGGUGAAGAAGUUGGUGGUAGUGAUACAGUUGAACGACCAAAAAAUGAUAGUGAUUACUAUGAAUUUUAUGAACAAUUAGAUAGAAUUGUACAAAGAGAUGAGGAAGUAAUUGAAAAUUUUAGUAAAACAUUAAAAUCUAUUAAAAUAGGUGAGGAAUUGGAUUUAAAAGCUGUUGAUAAUUCAAAAACCAACUUUGAUCCAGUUAGUAAAUUUGAUAUAACCGAAGAAGAUAUAAUACGAGGGUCAAGUAGAGAAGAAUAUCUUCAAAUAGUCGGUGAAUGUAGUUUAAUGGAUGAUGAUGAUAUUUUUAUUGAGAUAGAGUUACCAAAAAUUAAAAAAACAAGACAUCGUAAAAUUGAUAAAGACAUAGGUUUGAAGAAUAAACAAUUAAUUCUUCAGCGUAAACUACAACAAUUAUCAAAUGAACAUCAAAUGAGAGAGGAGAAAUUGGAACAACAAAAUUUAUAUGAACAAAAAGAAAGGUUAGAAACAAUUACUUAUUUUAAGAAAAGUGACCCUAAGGAAAACAGUUCGCAGACAAAAAUUAGGUCGAGCAAAAAAGAAAAAACCGAUCCUACCAUGGCUUCUUUACCAAAAGAAUAUAAAGGUUUAAAAAGGCAAUUAGGUUAUAUGAAGACUUACGCUCGUAAAGCAGAAGAUGAACGUGACGAAGCCAAAAAAGCUUUAGUUAAGGUUCAACAGGAUAUUGCGCAAAUGAAUGAUCAAUUUGAAAACUUAAGGGCAUCUGUUCAAAUCCAUUAUCAAAGAACCACUCAAACACCCAAUAUCAUAUUUCCUACUCGGUCAAUUUCUUCGUCAUCUUUAGAAUUCUCAGCGAAGCGUUUUUUAAGUGAUCCCUUAGAUAUUAAUGGAUCGGAAAAUAUCAAUAUGUUUCCUCAGGAAAAUAUAAAAUAUUUUGAAUAA